CUAGCACGUUAUGUGAAGAAGGAUGCCAAGGCAGAAGUGCUUGUUAAAGUUCGCAUGGGGAGAGCUCCAGUUCUGCCUGACUAUUUAGAAGUAGAGCUAGAUUCAGGCGGGUGUGGUUCUGGUUCUCAUCUUUUUUUCAUUAACCAAUGCAGCAACCAUUAUUGAAAAGGUCCAAGUGGACUCAACUCCACAAAGACUUGUCAGGGAAGCUGAACUCACAAGGUCACACAGCGCUACUCCGGAUAUAAUACAAGCUUCUUCUUCAAACCAAGUUUAUCAAUACAGUAUCAACGAUGCUCCAGAACACUACUCUCAACCAGAAGGUCAAUUCACCUCUUUAGAAUCAAUUGCAGAGCUAACCCCUAAAGAUUUUGAUACAGCUGGAUACGACUUGUAUAAGGCGGGUACAAGCAUCAAUCUUGAAGGUCCAAUGCAGUUGGAGACCAUCCACACACAGAGCUAUCACAAAGAAGUCGAGCCGUACGACACCAGCGAGUAUAAGCAUCGAUCUCACGUUGAAGAGGAACACGCUGAAGUGCAUUAUCACCAGCAUAAGCAUCUUCACAAGCAUAAUCACCAUCAAGACCAUGUUCACAAGCAUGAGCAACAUCACGCUCAUCAACACGAGCAUGGACACCAUCACCAACAGCAGCACCAUCACAGUCAUCACUCAAGUCACAAACAUCAACAUCAUUCGGAGCACAAGCACAGUCACAAGGAAGAUCACAACCAUCAUCACGAGCAGAAGCACAAACAUUCGCACCAUUCGCAACACAACCACGGUCACAAACAUGAGGAGAAUCACCAUCAUGAAGGGCACCACAGUCAUAAGCAUAAGCAUCACAAUAAUCAUAAGCAUAGCCACCAUAAUAGUCAUAAACAUGAUCACGAUCAUUCGCACAAACAUUGGAAUGAUCACAAACAUAAACAUCACCAUUUGGCGGAUCACAAGCAUCAUCACGAUCAUCAAGUGGAGCAUAAGAAGGUGGUUUAUCAUCAUAAGCAUUAGUUGUUUCGUUAAUUUUUGUUUAAAUAAAAUGUUCUCUAA
Acanthoscelides obtectus is the source of this 1048-nucleotide messenger RNA. Lineage: Eukaryota; Metazoa; Arthropoda; Insecta; Coleoptera; Chrysomelidae. The record is from the annotation of a GenBank genome assembly.